Betta splendens (Siamese fighting fish) is the source of this 4669-nucleotide messenger RNA. RefSeq names its product zinc finger protein 345-like. The transcript has 2 exons. The record is from RefSeq and is a predicted model, not a curated record. Gene Ontology annotation, biological process: negative regulation of transcription by RNA polymerase II; regulation of immune system process; regulation of cytokine production. NCBI's taxonomy places the organism in Eukaryota, Metazoa, Chordata, Actinopteri, Anabantiformes, Osphronemidae. Bases 184 to 2766 code for a protein of 860 amino acids. Gene Ontology annotation, molecular function: DNA-binding transcription repressor activity, RNA polymerase II-specific.
CACGGUAGGUGGCGGAAGUGCAACUUAAACAUGAAAGCCGCCAAAAAACACUAACAAAGAAGAAAAAGAACACCACCGAAGAAGAUAAAGACUGGGCGGGACCCUGUGAGAUCUGGUGUCUUUGUUCUGCCAUCGUAGAGACCAUAGCCAGAGCAGAGAGCUGCUUUAGCAACCAGGAUCAAAAUGGAUCAGUACAAACUCGAAAUAAAAGAAGAGGAGGUGGACGUUCAUCUAGACCAAAUGGAGCAGCAGGACCCGAGUUUAACCGAACAGGACCGGUACAUUAGCGGAUUAAAGAUGGAGCAGCAGGACCGGUCCAUUAGCAGAAUAAAAAUGGAGCAACAGGACCCGAGUUUAACUGAGCAGGACCGGUCCAUUAGCGGAAUAAAGCAGGAGCAGCAGGACCGGUCCAUCAACGGAAUAAAGAUGGAGCAACAGGACCCGAGUUUAACCGAACAGGUCCGGUCCAUUAGCGUUAUAAAGGAGGAACAGCACGACCCGAGUUUAACCGAACAGGACCCGAAUUUAACCGAGCAUGACCGGUCCAUUAGCGGAAUAAAGCAGGAGCAGCAGGACCGGUCCAUCAACGGAAUAAAGAUGGAGCAACAGGACCCGAGUUUAACCGAACAGGUCCGGUCCAUUAGCGUUAUAAAGGAGGAACAGCACGACCCGAGUUUAACCGAACAGGACCAGAAUUUAACCGAGCAUGACCGGUGCAUUAGCGGAAUAAAGGAGGAAGAGCAGGACUCGAGAUUAGGCGAGCAGGACCGGUCCAUUAGCGGAAUAAAGGAGGAAGAGCAGGACUCGAGAUUAGGCGAGCAGGACCGGUCCAUUAGCGGAAUAAAGCAGGAGCAACAGGACCCCGACCACGCCGAUCAACAGGAACACAAAGGAAGAAGAGCUUCAGGGCUGUGUCUCUGUCAGCAAUGUAGCCAGGCCCUCGCCGAAACAUCGGAGCUAAAGAAUCAUCAAAAGGUUCACUCUGGAGAAAAACUAUAUGGCUGUGACCAGUGUGGCAAAACUUUCUCUGCAAAACAUAACUUAGGGACCCAUCAUCAAAUUUAUACUGGAGAAGUACCACACACGUGCAUCCAAUGUGGUGUAGCUUUCUACAGGUCAAAGGAUUUAAGAAUCUACUGUUGUGGUCGCACUGGAGAGAAACGGCACACCUGUGAACAGUGUGGAAAAGCGUUCUCUCGCCUCAGCGAUUUACUGGUACACCAACGUGUUCACACCGGAGAGAAACCGUACUCAUGUGAACAUUGUGGGAAAGCUUUCUCUUACAGCAGUGGUUUACGCGCACACAAACAUGUUCACACUGGAGAGAAGCCUCAUUUAUGUGAACAGUGUGGGAAAGCUUUCUCUCACAGCAGUAGUUUACGUGCACACCAACGGUUUCACACUGGAGAGAAGCCCCAUUCAUGUGAACAGUGCGGAAAAGUGUUCACUCGGCGCACAAACUUACAGGCACACAAACUUGUUCACACUGGAGAGAAACCUCAUUCAUGUGAACAAUGUGGAAAAACAUUUUUUCAGCUCAGUCAGUUACGGGCACACAAACGUGUUCACACUGGAGAGAAACGCCAUUCAUGUGAACAGUGUGGAAAAGCGUUUUUUUACAGCAGUACAUUACUUGCACACAAACGUGUUCACACUGGAGAGAAACCUCACUCAUGUGAAGAGUGUGGAAAAGCUUUCUCGAGGAGCAGUAAUUUAUUGAAACAUCAACGUAUUCACACUGUAAAGAAAUCUCACUCAUGUCAACAGUGUGGAAAAGCAUUCUUUCAGCUCAGUGAGUUACAGGAACACCAACGUAUUCACACUGGAGAGAAACCACACUCAUGUAAACAGUGUGGAAAAGCAUUCUUUCAGCUCAGCGAGUUACAGGAACACCAACGUAUUCACUUUGUAGAGAAAUCUCACUCAUGUGAACAAUGUGGGAAAACUUUCUCUCACAGCCUUAGUUUACUAGCACAUAAACGUAUUCACACUGGAGAGAAAUCUCACUCAUGUGAACAGUGUGGAAAAGCAUUUUCUUGUGUCAGUCAUUUAAAUGCACACCAACGUAUUCACACAGGAGAAAAGCCUCAUUCCUGUGAGCAGUGUGGAAAAGCCUUCUAUUACAACAGUAGAUUACUUGCACACAAACGUGUUCACACUGGAGAAAAACCUCACUCCUGUGAACAGUGUGGAAAAGCUUUCUUUCAGCUCAGUCAGUUACAGGCACACAAACGUAUUCAUGCUGGAGAAAAACCUCAUUCAUGCGAACAGUGUGGGAAAGUGUUUUCUCACAGCAGUAGAUUACUCGCACACAAACGUGUUCACACUGGAGAAAGGCCUCACUCAUGUGAACAGUGUGGAAAAGCUUUCUCUUGUCCCAGUCAUUUACAUGCACACAAACGUAUUCACACUGGAGAGAAACCUCACUCAUGUGAACAGUGUGGAAAAGCUUUCUCUCAAAAAAGUAGUUUACGAGCACACCAGCGUGUUCACACUGGAGAGAAACCCUACUCAUGUAAACUGUGUGGGAAAGUGUUCUCUUGGCUCAGUCAUUUUCAUGCACACAAACGUAUUCACACUGGAGAGAAACCUCACUCAUGUGAACAGUGUGGUAAAAGGUUCCCUCAAAGAAGUAGUUUACGAGCACAUCAGCGUGUUCACACUGGAGAGAAACCUUACUCAUGUGAACAGUGCGGAAAAGCAUUCUCUCAAAGAAGUAGUUUACGGGCACACCAAUGUGUUCACACUGGAGAGACAAUUGUCUAACUAAACGAAACCAUAUGGUCCCAGGAUGUUCUGUGACUGGAAAAUUGUUUCUUUCUUAUUCUAUGCAGUCAUCGUAUAGUGUAUGACUUCUUAUGUUCAGCACUGAACAUACUUAUGCAAACAUUCAAGUUUGUCGUACACCAGGUUUAGGUGUCUGACAUUCUGUUUGACUGACUAAUAGUUUAUGACCUGUCUCUGCCUGGUACACCCUGGACGUAGCUUCCAAACCCAAGAACGUGAAGCUGUGUGUCUCUUUGUCUGCUGAGACCACCCCACCAGUUACAUGUGUACUUGAACUAGACCUUCCAUGGUCAGGGUGCAUGGAUACAGCUUUAAGACAUACCUCUGUUACUGGUCACCACUCCUCUCGAGGCAAUAUAGCCUAUAGUAAGCUCAGUGAUUGUUUGAUCCCCACCUUGUCAGAGUGCAAACGGUCCUGGGGGAAACAAUUUGGGAGAGUGUGUGUGCGGGGUACUUACUUGGUUAGCUAGCUAGCUGGCUGGUGCUGCGCUUUCGCCGUGCUCCCCCUUCACCGGGUGCAGGUCGGCGGUGAGAUCGAUCCUCCGCGUUGGGUUCCGUGUUGCACGGAUCGCCGCGUUUGGCUCGUGAUCCGUGAGGUUUGCUUCUCCAGCAGCCUGCGUGAGCACAGCAGCGCUUGGGUUCCCCAUUGUGAUCCCUGCAGCACAGUGCAUAAAGAAACACAUUCAUUAUUGCCCCUUACUUUUUAUGAGCCUCCAGCGUCUUGGCACUGUUGGACACUUCCCCCUUCAUUUCGUAGCGAAGCCCAAUAUUGGAGAGAAGAACGCGUACAAGGGUGGCGGGUGGUGGGAGAGAGUGUGGUGCCAACAUUAUUCGCUGUUUCUCACUGUGUUUAGAAAAAAAGCUUGUUAGCUACGUGUCUCUGUAGCAGAUUGUCCGUGCCACAGCUUUGGGGAGCUGGGCCCUGCUUGUCUGGUUCUGCUGCAGGCAAUGUGGCUGCUUCACCUUGCAUGUUUGCUCUCAGCGCACCGAAUGAAAGACGUACAGGAAGCAGCCUGUAGCUUGACAUUUUUAUUUUCAUAGUUCUAUUCUGUGAUUCGUCAGGAGCCGUUUUCUGUAUGGUGUUGUCUGCAGGAAACGGGCGAGAUCAGCGACGUUUUUAAUGUCUACUGACUGACUGUGGGAGUGUGCUGGUACUGAUGUCCCACACCUCUGAUUGAUUGACCCGUUUUAAUAGAGUCACCACAGUGCACAGCUGUUGCAUUGUUUGGUUCCUGUCUGCACACACACGUCUGUACAGAGUUUUUUGAAUAGGAGAGUUACAGUUUUUACUUUGUGUGAAAAGUCAGCGGGAUGAGGGGAAAACAGACAUCUCUGCUGCCAUGCUGCAUCUGCUAUGGCUCUGCAGUUCUGUUCCAGUGGUGCUGCCUGCGGCAUUUUGUGCUUCGACGCAAACCGGUUUGUUACAUCAUGUAUCUCCCUCAUCAGUGUCCUGUAGUUGCUUUUGUGUGUCUACUGGGAAUACAUAUUUGGUGCUGUGUAGUGGAGCUGGUAGUGGAGAAAGUGUCAGUGAAGGUGUUAUCCUUGCAGUGAUUGAUGAAUGAGUUUACAUCAUGUAAUGGAAAUGUAAUCUUUGUGAAGGUGUUUUCUAUUGUGACAGAACAAAACAUUGCAUUCAGCAUAAAAUGAUCAAAUCUAUGAACCCGCUGUUUUGUAUGUAACCCUUUUCACUGAUUUGUGAAUGACCAUAAAACUGUUUGUGCAGAUAAAAAAUAUAUUAUUUUCACUCCUUAGCAACAAUCCAGUAAUAAAGGGAGGCACAGAGAUAGAGAUUUCAUAAUUACACUCUCGCAGGGCAACUGCACUGUAAAUGCACUGUUUCUGCGUACUUCUCUUCUUGCAAGAAUAAACCAUAGAAAGACAA